Lonchura striata (white-rumped munia) is the source of this 775-nucleotide messenger RNA. The record is from RefSeq and is a predicted model, not a curated record. Lineage: Eukaryota; Metazoa; Chordata; Aves; Passeriformes; Estrildidae.
AUGUGUGGAAUCCAUGAAGAGUGCCAGACUGGAAGUCUGAGGGAUGAGCUGGAGAAGAAACCACACCGUGCCCCGGCGCGGCGGAGCAGGCGCGCCCUCCCGGCCGCGCAGGGCGCGCUUCCCCCGCGCCCCGCGGCGCGGCGCCGCUGGGCCCCGGGCGCGGGCGGGCGGCGGGGACGGGCGGGCUGCGGGGCUCAGGGGCUCUCGCCACCUGCCCGCGGCCGCCCGCAGUCCCGGUGCCGCGGGCCGGGCGAUGCGGGGCUGGCGGCCGCCCGCCCGCCCGCGAUGUUCGGGGCGGGCAGGUACAGCAUCCCGCGGCCCGUCACCAGGAACCUGGAGGACCUGGACUCGGUGCAGAGCGUCCUGCUGCACAGCUCAAGACGUCAGACGUGUGAAAUCCAUUCCUGUGAGCACUGGAGAUGCAAACACACAGCACAGCAAGGAGGGCACGCUGCAAUCAGCCUGCUCCGGCACGGCACUCUGAGCUGCUUUAUGCACAAUAAAUGUGCUCGAGUGCAAACAGAACCCCAUGGACUUUUCAGUGAUUUAACAGAAAAUGUUCUAUUUCAGAGCCGGAUUAAAAACACGCUGCCCCGUGGUAUUGCUUACGUUAAGAUAGUCAAAGUGGAAUAAGGCUACUCAUGCUUGAAACAUUUGCAUGUUGACUGACUGCAAAUAAUGGUUUUCUUUCAUGCCUGACAUGCCUGCUAUGCAUAGCAGGUGAUCCGAAAAAAAAGCAUUUAAAAUAUUAAAGGUGAAGUAAAAGCAGUAAGAA